Molecule: messenger RNA, 899 nt
Organism: Tilletiaria anomala UBC 951
Lineage: Eukaryota; Fungi; Basidiomycota; Exobasidiomycetes; Georgefischeriales; Tilletiariaceae
Exons: 4
Coding region: 213-710 (165 amino acids)
Source: RefSeq, a predicted model, not a curated record
UAGUCACAAAGCGCGUGCUAUCGGCCAUCCUAGGUCACCACUUAUCCAACAUUUGAUUCUGAGCAUCUGGAGGGGGUUGAAACUUGGUGGUAGAGCGGAUGACGAAAAAGGACCCGCAGGCCAAGUCGCACCAGCUCUUCGAUCUUUCUGUCUGAAGAUCAUCAUCUAAGUCUCCCGUUAUCCGAAACCGAACGGCUGAAGGGGACGAAGCGAUGACGAAAACGCUUGUCCUACUUGUCAGCACUGGGCUCUUGCUGGCGCAGGUCAUAAGCGCACAAGACGGCGCACCCUCGCCCACGCUAGCGAAGAGACGGGCGAUGUACAUGUGCAAGUGCACGUGCUUUUCCACCAACUCGACCGUUAUUCCUCUCUUCGCUCCGAUCGACCCAGACAAGCCAUGCUUGACGUGCUCACGCAAGUUUUGCUUGGAUCAAGGACUGGAGAUCUGCAAGGGCGCCAAGCUAGAGACUCCCGAUCACGACACGGGCACAGGAUACGAGGGAGACGUGUGGGCGAGGUGUUUCCAGCGUGGUUCUUACAAGGACCAAACUGUCGUCUCUUUCUAUAUCUUGGCGAUUCUCGGGUUGCUUGCUUACGCAUUGGUCAGGUCAAGGCUUUCAGGCUGGAUGCAGACAUACCGCGAAGAAGGUCCUGCAGGCGUCUAUCGAGCAGUAGCCAAGGCGCCUUGGACGACGAGCACACGUAGCUGAAGAGCUGCUUCCGCAGCACCCAUUCCAUGCAGGAUGCGCUCAUACAGCACUCCGCGGUCGUCUAUCGCGCGAUCAGCAGAUUGCAUAUUCUGCCGAUAUCAACGGGUCUCCUUGUUGCGCCCGGUGGACAUCCAAUGGCCCGCUUCUGGAAUGGAUGCUGGGCACCUCCACGGGUAUUUGCAAGCGAAU